Chlamydomonas reinhardtii is the source of this 6303-nucleotide messenger RNA. RefSeq lists its product as uncharacterized. Gene Ontology annotation, biological process: protein phosphorylation. Gene Ontology annotation, molecular function: ATP binding; protein kinase activity. The record is from RefSeq and is a predicted model, not a curated record. Lineage: Eukaryota; Viridiplantae; Chlorophyta; Chlorophyceae; Chlamydomonadales; Chlamydomonadaceae. Bases 775 to 5274 code for a protein of 1499 amino acids. The transcript has 7 exons.
CGAAAAUAUAACACGGGCUCUAUGAUAAAGCAUGUUUACAAUAAUAAAACUAUACUUCGACCUACUGCCAAUGUUACAUUAUGAUAAUGCAUCAGUAUGCGGCGUAAGGCCAGGCCAGCUGGCUGGCCGCUGCUGCAAGGGCAACAAGCGGGGCGAGACGUAAUCCUUGCACUAGAGGAAAUAUGAUUUAACGCAUGCAGCCAAUACCGGGCUGGUGCAAGUCCUGCACGAAUGCCGACGCACUUUAGCGCGCUGCUGGCGUCGUGCUUCUGGCCAUGUGGUACAGGCCACAGCGAAGAAUGUAAGACAGUCGAGGCGCCAGCGCCGGCAGUGAGCAGGAGUCGAGCGGCUGUGCCUUCAAGCGAUUUUGGGCUGUCACGCCUCAGGGGCCCGUCGCGCAGUGGCCUGGCGCUGGAAUGCGCCACCCCUGGUCACAAAAGCCAACCAACCGUCUCGCUAUAUGCGAGGACCAGCACUACUUCGGCUGCGGCAGUGUCACGUGGAGAAUCGGUCCUCGCAAUUCCGCCGAGGCCGAGGCCGACCGAGUCAGACAAUGCCCGUAAAGUGACCCGGCUGGCACGGCCGAGCGGCGCUACUACGGUACAGAAGAAAGAUUUUAAUUUGGCGAGCGAGCGUGGGCCGUCUCAUCAAGCGCUUCCCGAGGUGCUGGAGUGUUCGGCUGCGUUACCGUCCACACCGCUCCCCGUGCCACUACCACGCCUGGACGAGGCGCGGACUGCAAACACCAUUGGCCACGCAUCGGCAGCUGACUUCAUGGAUGGACCAGACGAGACUGCUGGCCUCCAGACUCUCGCCUGCGCCCUGGUCGGUCGCCCAAGCGCCUUCCACCCGCCGCCUGCAACGUCACGGCUCCUGGCCGGCAGCAGCGCGGUCACCACCUCCGCCAGCGCGGCAAGCUCCGCGGCGUCACUGCCGCCGCCUACCGUUCUGAUGCAGCAGCUGCAGCAGCACCGCCCACCUCAGAUUGGGCGGACCUCUCGCCGGGCGUUUCUGGCACGCUCAACAGACAACUGCGCCCUUGCCACGGGCCCCGACCUGUGCGAUGACUGCGGCGGCCAGAGCAGUGACGUGUUCCUGCCCGACUUCUCUUCAUUCACCUUGAGCGCCCAAUCACAGCAGUUUGUGACGCCAACACAUGCCGCACUUGGCCGCUGCCCCACACGGCCCGUAUCGCAGCUGGCCGGCGCUGUGUGCACGACUGCAAGCCUCGACACGUGCGGCGGCGGCGGUGCCGGCGGUGGCAGCGUGGCCGGGUUCGCCGUGGGGGCUUCUACCUACAACCGCAGCCCGGGUGCCGGUGCCAUUGCAGUAGAUGAGGCGGGAGGCAGCCUGCCGCAGCUGCAGCUGCCGGCGCGGAUGUCUGGCGCGGCGCCCCGGGCGCCGGCCUUGAGCAGCUCCACGGUGCUGCCGUCGAUGCCUUCGCGCACUGCCUGCCAGCCGUCGGUCGGUGGCUGCAGCCCGUUAUUGGUAGCCUCAGCCGCGACAGCCGCCAGCAGUCAGCAGUCGCGUCCCGCGCAGUCCCACGGAAACGCGGGCGCGUCGUUGCCCGUGGCUCCCGUCAGCAGCAGCAGCAUGGCCGUCGCCCGUGGCCACAGCAGCCGCGGAAGCAGGCUGGGCGGCGCGACGGCCAUCACCUCAGCAGCGAUGAGCCUCCUCACAGUUGCAACCCCCGGCUCUGCAGGCACUGCUGGCGCCGUCGAUAGCGGCCGCAGCGUGCGUACCCGGGACUCAUCGGCUAGCGUGCGUCUCCCUUGCAGCCUUCCGCUAUACGCCGGCGCGUCUGCCAAUGCAGUCAGCAGUGUCAGCCCAGCCUUUGGCGCAUCGCCUGCCGGUUCUCCCGCAGCCGCGCUCGCCGCGGCUGCGACUGCAGCGGCAGGGGCUGCUGCCACACGCUUGACGUCUCUCAGCCUGCGCUCCAGUGGCAUCGCCAUGGAAGUGGCAGACUAUGCCGGGGCCCAGGGCCAAGACGCAGGCCACAGUGCGCUGCGCGCAUCCCCUGGCGGCCGUGCGCCGCUUGUAAACAGCAUAGCUGAUGACGCGACCAUUGGCAAAGGCGGCAGCGGGCCGGCGCUGAAGGCGAAGGCGGAGGAGGCUCAGGACUUCAGCGGGCUGUGUGUGGGGAGCUGCUGGAGCGACGGGGGGCUUGCAGCGUGUGACGCGCCAGACUCCACGUUUAUGCGGCGUGGGGCCCGGGCCAGCCUGCCUUGCUUCCCGGCGCCUUCGCUCCCGGCGUCGGUGGUGGCGAAUCGGGGCGUCAGCUGUGCAGGUGCAGGUCUGGCGAUGGAGGAGGUGACAAGGCUGGCCGUUAAGACCGCGGCCACGGAGGCCGCCGUCCUUCGGAAGGACGCGGCAGUUGGUGCUGCUUCCAUUGCCUCGAUUUCACCGCUGCAGCUGUACCAAACCUCCGCCAUCGCGGCUGCGCAGUCAAGCACGGAGUUCAGUGUUGCCUUGGGCUGGGGCACGGAGACUGCCAAGGGCGUGGGCGCUGAUGAUGGCGUGUUUCGUCCGCUGCCAGUCUUGCCUAAGGUGCCUGCCGUUGCGGCCCUGGCGGACCCUGGUGCAUCGCCCUUCGCCACUGCAGCCGCUUUCCUGAGUAUGCCGCCGCCGGCGAACACCCCUCCUGUGCUCAUGGCCGGCAUCGCACCCGGCCUGGUGGCUGUGCGAAAGGCCGCCGCCGCUGCGGAUGCGCUCCGGGGAGUGCAGGCGGCCGCUGCGUUUUCGCCAUUCGCAGCCGCUGCCUCGGACGUGCAGCAUUGCUCGGCGAGCCAGCAACAGCAGCCGUGUUCGACCCAGCCGCCGCCCCUGGCGGCUUUCGAGAGCGACCUUGCCUUCGACUCACUGUGUGAGCGCUCUGACCUCGAGAUCACGCCCUCUUUCGGCUACCCGGCAUCGUCAGUCAUCAGGGCCGGCAGCGGGGCGUCGCAGCCGCUGCAGCAGCUCCCCACGAAGGCCGCCGGGCAGCCCAUGCCGGGCACAGCGUCAAUGUACGACCCAUCGCUCCUGGCCGAACAGCAACAGGAGCAGCAACAGGGGAUUCCCUCCAGCGCCGCCGACACCAUCCUGCGCAUCACUGACCUGGACACGUGCUGGGCGGAGCUGCGCGACCUGUCCUUCCUGGGCUCGGGCGCGUGCGGCAACGUGUACACGGGCACCUGGUGCGGGAUGCCUGUGGCCGCCAAGUUCAUGAUCAGCGGCUCGGUGGACCAGCUGCAACGCCAGCAGCGGGAGGCGGCGCUGUCACGACUGGCCUCGCACCCGCACAUGGUGCAGACCUACGCGGUGGCCACCGACCAGCUGCGCAGCAGCCAUUUCCGGCGGCCGCAGCCCAGCGACGGCGUGGACGGCGGCGGCAUCUCCCGGCGUAACUCGGCGGGGGCGGACCUACUGGGCACCAGCAUGAACGAAGGCGCAAUUUUCGACGCCUGUUUGACCACAGCCUCCCGCGCCAUGAACCUGUUCACCGGGCCCGGUGGCGUGGGCGCUGGUGCGGCAGGCGGCGGAGGCGGCGACGCCGGGAGCGAGGCUGGCGGUGGGCGUGCGGGGCCGGCUCAUCCUGGUGCGUGGCACGACACAUCGGAGGGGGGCGGCGCUGCUUCUGGAAACGGCAUACGAGCCGGCGCCGGCAGCUACGGGAGCGCUCGUGGUCACGACGCAGCGGAGCACAGCGAGGUCAUGUUCUCGUCGGAUGCCAACGCCGCCUUUCCAGCCGCUGCCGUUGCCGCGUCUGGCAUUGGUGCAGACCGGCGGGCCGGCGCCGGCACCGGCGCAAGCGGCUGGGGCCGCGGCACCACCUCUGAGACACUGUCCCCGCCGCGACAGCAGCAGCCGCGGAGCCAUCAGCCGCCACCGCGCCACCAGGUUGCCCACUCGUCGCAUCGCGACCUGGCGACCCUCAGCGCUGCUCGGCAGGCUGCCGCGGCCUCGAGCAGUUUGUCACCCUUUGCUCAGGACUCCGCCGCCAGCGGCUUCGUAGCCACUGCCGGCAAUGAGGUGUGCAGCAGCUGGACGCCAGAGAAUCCCGCGCGGAGCCUGCUGCACAACAGCAACCAUCGGUUGCUGUCUGGGAUCCCCGCAUCCAUGUCGCAACAAACCCUUACGCACGCAGGGCGCAACGCGCGCUGCUCCGCCGAUAUGGCGGCGGUGAUGGACGGGGGCAGUGGCAGUGGCCGCAUCCCUAGCAGCCGCGGCGGCGCCGGUACCGCCGGCGUCGCAGCACCGGCGACGGCUGAUGCCAACAGCUCCUUUGCGCAGGCGUGCACGCCUGGCGACAGCGCGUGGCAGCCGCCGGCGCCGCCACCAAACGCGCAGGACCAGUCACAGCCGGGCUCGCAGCGGCCUCAGUCGCAGCAACGGUCGCUCCUGGAUACCAUCGCCAUCAGCACCAUGGAGGACCUGCACCACGCCGUGUCGCGGUUGGAGGGCGGCGGUGCUGGCAUGGGUCGCCGGCGUGACUCCUUCGAGCUGCGCACCUGCGCAAGUGAUGUGCACGGCUCGGACGAACUGGCCUCGCAACCCGCAGACGUGCUCGCGCACAUCGGCGCCCGGCCGGGGCAGUGGCUCACUGUCGUCAUCAUGGAAGAGAUGGACCGCGGCUCUUUGCACCGCGCCAUCCACGGCGGCAUCUUUGACUCCACUGCCUCGCACCUCAGCAAGCGCCACCGCGUGCGGGGCAUGGUGCGGACGCUGGUGGAGGUGGCGCAGGGUAUGGCAGCCCUGCACGCAAGCGGCCUCGUGCACGGAGACCUCAAGCCAGCCAACGUGCUGCUCAAGGCACAGACCCGCGACGCCCGCGGCUUUGUGGCCAAGGUGUCAGACUUUGGCAGCACACGUGUGAUGCUGGAGGGUGUGUCGGCGGCGACCGUGACCACCAAUGACUGGGGCACCGUCAUCUAUACGGCGCCAGAGGUGUUCAACGGCCGCAGCGGCCCUCCCGCCGACGUCUACUCGUUCGGCGCGCUGACGUGGCACCUGACCACCGGCCAGCUGCCGCACGAGGACCUCAACCCUUUCGCCGUGCUGCUGGCGGUGUCAAAGGGAGAGCUGGAGCUGGAGUGGCCCAGCUCCGUGCCCAAGCCACUGCGGCGCCUGGGCCAGCUGUGCAUGCAACACAACCCGGCCGCGCGGCCCACCUUCAACGCCAUCGCGCGCGCCCUGCUCAGACUGGAGCAGCGCAUGAAGCAGAGCGCAGUGUCAAGCACAGCGUCGCCACAACCAGGCAGUUUGCACCAGCCACGCCCAGUGCGGGCCAGAUGAGCAAGAGCAAUACUAAGUUUUGCAUCAAGGUUGGGAAGUGAACGCAAGAGAGCGAAAGAGGCAGAAGAAUGAGAGCGCGGGAGAGAGCUGCGGCGUGCGGUGAUCUAGUGAGCGCUUUGAGCUGCAUGAAUGAAGGCAAGUAGGCACUGGUUACGAUUAUUGGGCAGGCAUAACGGCCUAUGAGAUUUUGAGGACUUAAUUGCGCAAGCUGCACAGCACUAUGAUAGCAUGGGCCGUUUCCAGUACAUAUUGUCACAUGAAGGUGUGGCUCCGCCACUUUGUUGAGGGGUGGACAAACGCACGAGGCCUUGCAGGUGAGCCCCCCUGAUUGAGCACCCAUCAAGCGGUUCAUUAUUUCCCGGGUUCCUUUUACACAUACCGUAGGUGAUUAGCGCAUUUGCACUUUCGUAAGCCAAUCUGAUGAAUGACAUCCUUUGCCGCAAUUGCAUGUGUGGGUUGAUUACGCUUGCAAUAUGAAUAUUGUUGAGUGCCAUGCUAUGAUAUGUAUCUUCAUUAGCCUUUUUGCUGAGGGAGUGAAUAAGGCACGUUGCCCGCUGCGCACGUGGCAGCUACACAUGUGUCUCUACCUCAUGCGGCCUGUGCCCGGCCUGUGCCUGUCCGGCGGGCCUAGCUGGCAUGCCUGGCGUGAAUUACAGGAUGAGCACCCACAUGGGGCCUUACUUCCAACAGCUGGAUUGGCUGCUGGAAUUUGCUCCUUGGGUGGGUUGGCAUUUGCGUGAUAUUACAUAUCCUAUCAUAUGAAGGUGCGGCAUGGUGGUCGCCGUACGGUUCUGGCGUCUGCUGGAACAAUGAAGGCGUCUAUCGCUUCCCUAAUGAUGAUGACAUGGCCAUGUGCUCACUGAUUGCUGAUGUAGUGCAUUUGCUGUUCCAGGAUGGCGAUUGAGCCACCCCUGGCGAAAGCGCUAGAGGCAUGCACUUGCUUGUCUUCCACGCUGCUUCACGUAAGCUGCGUACGUCCGGCCGGCAAAGGCGACGUACACUUAUAUUGUAAUAAGGCCUGCUGGUUAC